UUUUUCCCGCUGAGUCAUAAUUCGUCUUGUCUUACUAUACACUAGUUAGAGUGAAAUAAUGUGUUUUAUUUCAUGUAAGGAACAUUGGAACAAUAUACUAAGACGAGAAGAAUUUUAACUUAAGUUUUGUUAAAUGUUGAGGGAAAAAGUCAGACUUCACUCCAACACUGCAGUUAGAAUUGACCUGAUGCUGUUUUACAGUGUGUGCUGUCUUAACCUACUCUUUGUUCACCUGCAAGGUCACCUGGGAGUUUCCUGGCAGGAAGGCUCCAGGGCUACAGAAGAGGAAGCAGCGUAACUCACUCCCGUUGGCGUCAAGGCCAGUGAUGAAUCAGCUCCCACUGCACCUGACGUACAUGGAAAAUCAAAACGUCUUCAACUGCAGAUCAGUAAAAAACUAAAAAAAAAAAUCUUGUGUGGCAGGAGGAGGCUGCGGCCCUGCUGUGAGGACCAUUUGGACCCUACAAACAGCAGAUGGUCCUCGGACACCAGCCGUGAGUCUGUUUGAUCACAGAGCUGGAGGAACUGCGUCCAAACAACACAACAAAACAGCAUUUAGAUUGACGCAGAGUCCCUUAAACAACGUGAAACCUACAUAUGUUGUGUUCUGUCACCAUGACAACAGAUGACAUGCAGCGCAGUUCGCCACAGGAAGCUCACUUUUUUAUGAAGGACAAGUAAUUUAUUUCAGUUCAGCUAAACGUUUUAAAUUUGCAUGCGAGCUUCAGAUUGGCUAACAAGAACUAGCAGGUCCUGCUUAGCAAUACCUACAACUAUAGGGAAAGUGCAGAAGUAUUCAGUUCAACUUGUGCAAACAUGCCACAGUCCACUUUGCCUUCAGCUUCUGACUCAAAGGUUCCUGAAGGCAGCAAAAAGACCAGAACGAUCAUCUCUGAGGAUCCAUGCUGGACCCUGUCUCUGCUGCCUCGUCUCUCAGACCUCUGCCUGCAAAGUAUCGCAAACAACUUUGAAGAACACCCUCUCUUUGAACAACUUUCAUCCAGCCAAAGAGACUUCCUCCAGCAGAGGCUCUCACCUUCUCUGCCCCUGCACGUGACAGCAAACCUGAUCGGCGACGGCGUCUACUGGAAGCGCCGCUGCCAGCAGCUGUGGGGUCUCUGUGACGUGUCACAUUACGGACACAGCUGGAAACGGAUGUUCUUUGAGCGGAGUUUGGAGAACAUGAUCGAACUUUUCAUUCCUGAUGUAUCGGACCCAGGGAACCUUCUAGACAUGGUCCAUCACUGUAGGGACUUUGUCAAGAGGCUGCGGGUUUCCCAGCUGUUGACGCCCGUCAUGGAUCCACAGAGGGUGGAGGAGGAGGAGGUAGCGAGUGACAAUGAGUAUGAGGGACCCUCCAUGGACCACUUUGACUUCAGCAUUCUGCUGCAGAAGCUGAGCCGCCUGGAGGAGCUGCACGUGGUCUACAGAGUCAAGGAGUGUGGGAUGAACUUUGAGUGGAAGAUGUUUGAGAUGACGGAUCGAGACUGUGAAUCACUGGCCACGGCCCUCGAGUCCUGUAAAACCUUGAAGGUUCUCAGACUCCAUCAGAGCCACGUUGAUGAUAAAAAGUGUCGACUGCUGGUGAAGCAUCUCCUGGACCACCCGUCACUGAGGCAGCUGGACUUUUCUCACAACCUCAUCAGUGACAAAGGAGCCAGAGCUGUCGCCAAACUGCUCAGCAGGAGCAGCCUGCAGGAGCUGGACAUGUGCGACAACCACAUCAGAGACCACGGGGCCAAAGCCAUCGCUCACGCCUUGUCCAACAACUCCACUCUCUUGUCUCUGAAUCUGCGUCUCAACCGUGUCAGAGACGAGGGAGGCCAGGCGUUGGGUGAGGCCCUGCUGAGAAACUGCACCCUUCGUCACCUCCACCUCGGAGGGAACGAGGUGGGCAGACGCACCGCUGCUGCUCUGUCAGAGGCGCUGAGGCAAAAUAACGUUCUGAGGAGCAUCAACCUCUCCUGCAACAGCCUGGGUGAGGAUGGAGGCAGAGCUCUGCAGGAGGCCAUGUGUCACAACACCAGCCUGACUGAGUGUGAUCUUCGUCUGACGCAGGUGGACGAGGACAUCGUUUCCUCCAUCACUCAGUUGGUUUGGGCCAAUCAGAGUUCGGAACCGAGGCAGGAUCAGGAAAAGUCAGGAGCGCGACGGGAAGUAGACGAGAUGAGAGACGAGGCUCAGGAGUUCACAGGUCAGAGUUGGACGUAUGAGUGACCACCACAGUCAAAGGACCAGCAUCGCCGCAUGGAUGUGUUGAGUCCGGGGUGUCGGCUUUGUGCUCUUUUGGUGACAGGCUAGCAUAAAUAAUAGAUGCUAUUUCCUCAUAAUUAUCCUCCACACCUUGGUCACAUGGUCCCAAAGUCCCUGAACAACCCGGGGCUGCACCCCAGGGGGCAGUCAACCUACUGCAGAUGAGAGCAUUUACUCAGUAGCAGUGGGAACGCUCUGCACAACAAUAAUAAAUAAGUUCUCGCCUUACAUUUCACUGUCUGUUAAAGCAGUUUUUUAAAGUUAGAAAAUAUGACAUGCAGUUAACAUUGAGUUCGUUAAAGAGAUGAAAUGUUCAAGAUUGAAAAAGAAAAUGUUUUUCUCAGCUCAUCUCGCUAUUUUCCUUAACUUUAAAUAUUUUUGAAGUCUCAUAUCUGGCUAAUUUCUUUGUCAUGGCUAACCUUUAGCAAUUUUUUUUUUGUUUUUGACUAAAUACUGGACAACCAUUUUACCUUAUGAAUUUCUUUUUACCUUAACAAUAUCAAUUAAUAUAAUUUUCUUUUCUAUAUUGGCGGCUAACCAUCUUGCUGAUUGGUUACAUUUUAAAACACAAAGUGCAGUUCAAAGUCAUUUUUUAACAUUUACUAUUCAUUGACCGUUUAAAGUCAACGAAAACAAGAGAGAAGCUUCUCACGCUCUUGGGCACUUUCUUUUGACAUAAUAGGAUCAGCGACUUUACAGAAAAAAAAACAUCCCCGUGAGUAAUGAAUGGAUCUGUAACUUGUUUGACACGUGUGUUUGUAGGGCAGGUUCGCGCAGUAGCUGGGAAGUGAAAGCUAUUUUAGAACUGUUGUUUUUCAUUACCCAGGCAACAAAAGAUUCUUCUGCUCUGUGGACAAAAGGCCUGUGUUUGAAAGCAAACGAAGAAAAAGGAAAUGUAUUGAAUUUAUCAUUUAUUUUCUCCUUUGUCAAAGUAACUAAAAAUUGAAAAAAAAAGAAGUAAAUAUUAAAACCGCUAUGAUUUUCAGAUGAAAUGUGAACGUGAAGAUGUAAAUACAAUGAUGAACGUGCAUUAGUGGAUUAUUUGAGAAAGUAAUCCUUAAAGUGUUUUAUUUUUUUCCUUCGUUUCUUUGUUCCUUUGUUAUUGUUGUACUGGUUUUAUUUAAAUUUUUUGACAUGCAGAGAAGCCACAACCCCUAUUUUGGACACCAGUGGAAACAAUAGUCGGACAAUUAUGAACGUGCACACACGUGUUCGGACGAAUUAUUCAGAAAUGCUGCGUUCACACUCACUCACAUAAAAAAACCAACCAUCCCAUAAUAAUCCCAUCGUUAUAUUGUGAUCCAUUGUGAUUUCAACACAAGCUGUUAGCCGUUGUUGUAAUGGUUUGUUAAUCGAAAAACAGCCGGUGUUUCUGUACCUCCUCUCGGGGACUCUCCGUCUCCUCUCCGGGUAGAGCAGCCGUGGUCGCGGUGGUGGUGCUUUCACUGACCGGUGCAGCCGAUGCUGGAGACAUGGUGAUGUAAAGCGUGCACAACCCGGUGCAUGGGUGGAUCUGCUGGUGGGAUGGGGGGGUUCCGAGUGAGGCUGAAACAUAACCGAGAAUCCCUGUCUGUAUCAUCCACAGGGUGAAGCGACUACAAGCAGCACCAUCCCGCAGACAACAUCAGCAGCAGCAUCCGCAGCAGCAGCAGCAUCAGCAUCAGUAUCCUCCAGGUGAGCAGACUCAAACUCAAACGGAAAUCCCGUCACUGUGCCAGACUAGACCCGCCGAACAGAGCCAGACUCCUCCCGUGGAGAGAUGAUGGGGUCGGUGAUGAGGACACUGUUGGGUGAAGGGAUGCUGGGGGGUGUGGGGGGGGAGAGAGGUGAGGACCGUCAGGUUGAUCUCUGCUCCCACACUCCGCAGACAAACACACACACACAGACAGCAGUGACGCUGUGGAGCAGCAGGACAAAAGGCGACACGUGUGUGAGGAGCCAACCCCAUCACAACAAUGACGGUAUCUCUCACACACACACACACACACACAAACACGUCUCUCUAUAGGUGUGAAGACAUUAGUUCAUUCUUUAUUAUUGAAUAUUAUUAUUACUCACCGUAAACAACCUGUAUUAUUGUAUAUUAUAUUCACUGCACAUAUAUAUUGCAUUGAUGAACGUUAUUGUUCUACAGGCCGUGGAACCCAAACUGAUAGAGAGAGGGAGAGAGAGAGAGAGAGAGAGCAUAGACGAUAUAUAAUACGCCAUUAUUUAAAAUAACGUUUCAUAUUAACCCUGGUUUAAUGUCGUUAUUGUUGCCAUUAUAUAUAUAAAUAUAAAGAUAUAUAAAUCGUAUAACUUAAACCAAAUUUCCUUAGCCCCUUGCAGUACCUGCGUAGACUCUUUAGGGGUCGUGGAACCAGAGAAAACUAGUAAAAGACACAUGUAAAAACUCUGGAAUAACUAUCAGACGUGCACUGGAAAAUCACUUAAAACCAUCACUACAAUCCUUUGUCUCAGGUCAUUGGCAUUAAUGUCAUGGUCAGUCCUGAGUAAUUUUAUUAUUAUUAUAUUUUAUCCCUAAACAAGUAAAUGUUCUGUUAUAACCAUCUCAAACCUUUGAGGAUUUCUAGUCAUUUCUGGUGUAAUAUUUUUUUCCAGAAAGUGAAAACAUCUGAAAAUCCUCAGACUGAGACUAAUAAUGACUCAGUUCAGUGUUUUUCCUGUUUGAUUUGCAAAGACUGACUGACUGACGGGAAAUCUCACCACAACCACAUUGACCUGAACUGACCUUUGUCUUCAGCUGAACUCACGGGAGCUGUCGAGUGAUCGAAAGAUAAAGCUUCUACGUAGAGAAAUUCUUUUCAUUCCGCUCAUCUGUGCAUGCUUGUUUACCCAAAAAACCCAUUAAUUAUGCAACGGUGGCACGAACGCCAUUGUACAGACAUUGGACUUCAGUGCCUGAAUAUAAUGGAGAGAGUAAACAUAACCUUAGAUGACAUGAAAACAGAUGGUAGGUCUUGGCAGCAGAAAAGUUCUCCCUCCCUUCCUCCCCUUCUUUCUGUCUCUCUCUCUGUGACAACCAGUUUUGUUUUAUGGACAAAAUUUAUGUUGGAUCUCUAAAAGCCGAGAGCGGUUGCUGUGUAAGUGAGCCCUCUAACGGCCAAACCGCAACAAACAUUUCCCCAAAAAUAGAAAAACAAAACAAGGCAUCCGGUAAUGUUGACAGAUUUAAUGACUGGUAUCACUGGUAUCAACACAACAUAGUUUUAAUUUCAGACGCUCGAGUAUUUGAUUUAUAGCAUAGUCUAAUGAUUUUAGCUCAGACUUCAGCUCAAAUACUAGCCUAAUGAUUCUGAAAAGAUAUUUAUAUUUAACCGAAAGUUAUACACAACAGAAGAAAAUUACAAAAUACAAAAAAAAUUGUAUAAGGCGUCAGCAAAAAUCAUUCAAUUUCAACAACAAUAAAGAAGGAAAUUACUCUGGGUCUAAAAAGCCUUCGUAGUCACAAAAAGAAAAUGAAAAAUAAAUAUCCAGAAAUAGCACAUGUUCAUUUUCUACUUGGACUCUUUGGCAACACUGUUUUCCCAGAAAGUUGCUGCAAAGGUCUCUUUAUAUUCAUUUGAUAUUUAUUUACUUUAUAUUCAUGAUAGAUUUUUACCAAAGAAAAGCAAGUUCACGGUUCUGCCUUGUUACAUCCGUUACAUCAAAACGAAUCUAAAAAUGUGUGGCAUCAGGUUCAGAGAAGUCAGAACACAUGAACAACACUUUCAGUCGUUUGAAAAACACUUCCUUCUAGCUGCAAAGACAAAAACAUUUGUCCAAACAUAAGCUAAAAAAUACUUCCUCAUACAUUCACACAGAACAACCAACAAUACAAGCACGUACACACACAUUUUAAUUAUAGCAAGGCUUUGCACCUUCCAGAAUGAAUGUGUGUCUGCUGUGUCUUGUAAAUGUUAUUAGAAUUUAAAAUACUAUCACUAUAUCCGGUGGCAACACUGUGGAGAGGUGGUUAACCCUGUUGCCUCGCACGUCCUCUAACUGUUUUUGGAGUCUUUGCGUCUUCGCUCAUUGUGUGCACUGUUUAUUUUUCCUGUACUGUUUCUGUUUCCUUGUUUAUGAAGGGACUGAGCUGCGUGAACUUUGAGCGAACUGUGAGUUUGAAUAGUUGCAGUUGUAAACAGUCUUUUGGGCGUAAGCCUUUUAAAUACAUAAUUAGUCACUUCUAAAACCAUAACAGUACUUUCAGUGUUUGCCCUGGACUUCAGUUUUUAAAUGUUAAAGGGAAUCACGUCUCUUCCUUGCGCUUAAUUGUAAAUUCCCCGUACAAAAAAAAAAAAAAGAUAGGUACCUGUACCUUGAUAAAUUCACGAACUAACAUUUAUUCAAGUAACGUUCACUGAGCAAACACGUAAAUCAGUUCCUUGCGGUUAACGGCUAUUUCUUGUACUUUAUUUUGAAACCGGAUGUCUACUCUCGGACGUUUUAUUUUGAAAGUCAUCACUUUCCCCUGACGUGUUCCUCGUGUGUAUAUGUUUGCGCGCGUGGCCGCGUCAUGUUGACGUCCACGCGCACUGGGGAUUCCCCCGUGUGUCAAAAACAGCUCAGCCUUUCUCGGGUAAACUCUUCGGCUCCUCGACUCUUCAGCUCCUCAGUUCCUUCGUCGCUCCUCCGCUGCUCCUCCGCCUGGAGCUCACGCUGUUCACGGAUACCCACACGACGCGGUGCCCCCGACUGUUGCCGACCGACUCUGUGAUGAGCUUGAAAAAGAUUAUAGAGAUUU
Molecule: messenger RNA, 6979 nt
Organism: Cynoglossus semilaevis (tongue sole)
Lineage: Eukaryota; Metazoa; Chordata; Actinopteri; Pleuronectiformes; Cynoglossidae
Gene: drc5
Product: dynein regulatory complex subunit 5
Exons: 9
Coding region: 817-2217 (466 amino acids)
Biological process (GO): microtubule-based movement
Molecular function (GO): protein binding
Source: RefSeq, a predicted model, not a curated record